Molecule: messenger RNA, 2019 nt
Organism: Racocetra persica
Lineage: Eukaryota; Fungi; Glomeromycota; Glomeromycetes; Diversisporales; Gigasporaceae
Source: the annotation of a GenBank genome assembly
GUCCCACUUAUAUAAUCAAGGUGGAAACUUGGAAUACCUAUGGGGACCAAAGAGUGCUACUCUUUUCCAAAGUAGAUCGAGGGCUGAUCGACGAUGAAUUCGAGAAAAAAUUACCCUUGGUACAAAACCGUAAAAUAGAUUGUGCCUACUACCCUACAGUUAAGGGAUUUGUGUAUAAUGUACCCACCGUUGAAUAUGAAAGGAAGGAAGUAGUAUGGAAUCGCACGGUCUUAAGCAGAAUAGGAAAUGUGUUAUUAGUUGAAGAACCAGAAAACCCUAAUGUAUAUCAAAAAGCAUUAACAUUAAUCCAUAAUAUGAAUCUACGCACAAUAGUAAUCAAUGCUGAGAGCCAGAUAAAAAUAAAUCUCGAACCAGAAGAGGCGAUGCAACAUGCAGCACACAUUCAGGAAUUACAUCGCAAAAGAAUUAUAGAACAAAGGCUAUUAGCAGCACCCACAAAAAAUAAGAUUGUUCCUCUAGAACAAAAUAGUUGGGAAAAAUGGAAAAUCUAUGUUCAAGUUUUGUUCGGUGUUGAAGCACUCAAAAUGGCAUGGAACACAGACAGUUUGGAUCUACAGACUGCAGUCUUCAACCAAGAACUUUCUCCUUACUUUAAAACAUACAAGUAUACUACGACCCAAAAAAAAGAAAACAUUGAAGUUGAAGCACAAGCAGCAGCUAAUGAGGCAGAUGAAAUUGAAGAAUUUGCUUACCCUCAACCUGAAGGAGAUCAGGUGGCUCCUGAGGUACAGCAAGAGAACCCAGAUCCUGAGAAUCAUGAUAAUAAUAAUCCAAUAAUAUUACCAGAACAAGAACCUCCUAGGCCACAACAUGAAAAUUAUUUUAUGGAUCCACCACGAUGGGGAGAACAUGUAUGGCGCAAUAUACAUGAAAUCUAUCGAAACUACCGAGUUAAUGAUCUACCAAACGGCGUCUAUCGGGUACUACGUCAAACAAAUGAAAACAUACAAAACGGUGUGGAGGUCUUACGACACCAUGGGGAGGGUUUUUUGGAGGAGAUCAUGUAUUUCAACGCUCCUCGUAUGCAUGAUCUGCCUUUUAAUCUUACCAAUAUAUGGGAGCAUGAAUUGCAAUCAGCCUACACUAGCUACACUGAUGAAAAACGCAACGUUGAACGAGCAAUGCGCCGCUCUCAGCAACGGAACUUUAUCGGUGACCCUGUCCAAUUACCCCUUAGUCGAAAUGUGUAUCCACAGGACGACGCUAUUAGACGAGACAUUGAGCACCGAGACAUACCGAUUGGCCCUUGGGGAAAACUAUCCUUCUAUUUGGACGAGAUUAUGGAAGCUCCCAUUCUACCCAUAUCAGUGGGCCGCCGAGGCUAUCAAAAUAUUGUACGACAAAAUAAGCCACAGUUCUUUCGCGCUCUGGCGAAACGUAUUAUGCUGGUUGAAAACGAACAUAUACCCGACCAAGUCAACGAAGCACCCGCUCGCACCCUCAUUAAUUACCUCGAACAGUACAGAAAUCCCGAUGAUCGAUUUGAUCCAAUCCAGCUCAACCGAGGAACUAUUAGCGCCUAUUGGUUCCGUAUUAAGCAAGACCAAAGACGAAGAUUAUUGGACCAAGCAAAGGAUCAACUGGGCAUCAGCUCUCUCAAUGAUUUAUUCGAAAAAAUCGAAAAACUUUAUAAAGACAAACAUUCCUCCAACGCAGCCAAAGGACAUACUAUUGUGGCAAAUACACCUCUACAUAACGCGAUCUGUUGUAUAUGUGUCGAGAUUGCAAAGAAACGACUUGACCCAAUUUUACGACGGGCAGGAAUUAUUUACACUGACGGAGUCGAUCUUGGAAGCCACACAUUCGAUCGGGGUGUAUCACAAUACUACUAUAACAACGAUUUUUCGGGGCAAGAUACUCGGCAAAAUUUUAUUGCCGUGCGAAAUAUUGGAAUCAUAUACGAGUACCUCGGUAUGGAUCGUGGAAUCGUCAACGAGAUCUUGGCCAAAUAUGAAAUUCCCUCCCGUCAACAAGGAAAAAGGGUCACUGUCCACAAUG